AUGAAUACAUGGUUGAUAAUAACCCCUGGGAAUGAGCUCUUACGUCGGAUGCGAGACCUCGCGAGGAAUAAAAUGCCAGACACUACACUCCAGAUUAUGUGGACCAGACAUUUACCUACGGCUGUUCAAGCUGUUCUAGCUGUCACCGAAGUAAAGGACCUGGAAAGCCUGGCGACGGUGGCGGAUAAGGUGAUGGAAGCGACCAGGCCGGCGGAAAUUGCCGAAGUCAGCAGCGUUACGUCCAGCAAGCUCAGCGAUUUAGAGGACAUGGUGGGUAAACUGCAGAUCGAAAUAGCAGAACUACGUCAGUCGAGGUCGAAUCAACGCAACAAUAACUCAAGUAACAGGGGGAGGCCCGGGCGAUCAGGAUCGCGGCAACGCAGCGGCAGUAUGUCCCGGAAGAACCCGAAGUGGUUGUGCUUUUACCAUCAUCGUUAUGGUCCCAAGGCCGCGAAGUGCGUAGACCCUUGCAAUUGGACUGGAGCGAAGCCGUCUACGCCAUUCGCACAGGGAAACUAG
Molecule: messenger RNA, 519 nt
Organism: Parnassius mnemosyne (clouded apollo)
Lineage: Eukaryota; Metazoa; Arthropoda; Insecta; Lepidoptera; Papilionidae
Source: the annotation of a GenBank genome assembly